CCAAAUCAAGGAUAAAAAAAAUCGCUGCGUGCACGCUUCCUCGGGAACAGCGUACCCAUCCAAAAACAUACCGGAAUUGAGAGCGCGCCUUCUCCCGACAGAGAAGUAGAGGAUGGCAUACAACUCUCGGUAUCCUCCACGGGGGAGUAAUCGCCCGCCGUCGCGCGAUUAUCGCAACGAGCGCGACUCGAGACAUCGAUAUGGCUCGCCGCCUCGAGACUCAUAUCGGCCGCCUUCAUAUGCGGGACGAAGCGAGCGCGAGUUCGAUGCGCGGUGGCCCCGUGACACAGGGGCACCAUCGUCCGCUAAUCACCGUGGUCCGUCCGGCGGGGACAGCUACCGGCUCCCACAAAGCGACUUUACCUUUCGCGUUGAGAAGCCUGCUGGGGUCCAAGACUCUGACACAUAUCGCCCACAGGGCGGUCGAAAGGGCCGCCAUGACGGCCGUGGGCCUCAGUCACCCGGUGGUGACUUGCGCUCCGCGAAAAGACAUCGCGGCCAACAGGACCGCUACUCCAGAAAUACAAACGGCGCUCAGUCGUAUCGCGACGGUCGUCAUGGGCGGAGCCACGGGGGCCGGCCGUGGCGUCCAUUCAUCGCCGCAGAACGCGAGCUGCUGAAGACUGACCAUAACUCUAGCAAUGAAGUUACAUUCUACAACACGUCGAACGGGGUAACUUACCGGCCCCUCGACGAGCUGUCAGAUAGCGACGAGGCCGAAAUGGACAUCUCAGGAGAUGAGGCCGAGGAGCCAUCGAGAAAGCGUGCGCGUCUCACUGUCGAGCGAACGACAUCGGACAACAAUCCGCCAAAGUGGUCGAACCCCGACCCCUACACGGCCCUUCCUCCUGAGACCGUAACGCAAGGAAAGAAGACGGACGUCGUGAAGAUGAUUCGCAAGUCCCGCGUUCAGGAAAGGGAAAUCAGGGCUUCUCUGCCUUCCGAGUCCGCUGACUUCAUCUCGUUUGACUCUGACAGCGAUUCUGCCGACGACAAAGCUGGGGAUCAGGUGCAGAAACCCCUUACACGGGCUGUCCCUCCCAGUGUGCCAGCAGAGUUGAAUCUUGAGCUGCCUCCUAAGCCAACUGUCUCCAAAUCGGGAAAGGCGCUUGCUCUUUUGCCUGAUCCAAUAUCAUCCGCUCUGGGAAGCCGGAAGCGGACACAUGAUGACGAGAUCAAGAUGCCGCAUACCAGGCUCAAGAAAGCCACUAAGAUGCCCGCUGGAGGCGGCGUCACGAAAGAGUGGCUUCCUGACCCGGAACUAGACCCAACUCCGUGGAUGGAGGUAGAUCACUCUCGGUCUGCCAACAUGGCUGUUUGGUUGCACAAGGAGGUGGUUGAUUUCUAUGAUUACAUCAAACCGCGGGAUUUUGAAGAGCGCCUGCGCAAUGAACUGGUCCAGGACCUAAAGCAGUUCUGCCGCAGGGUGUUCAAGGACGCCGAAGUGUAUCCAUUUGGCUCUUUUCCCUCGGGCCUCUACCUGCCCACGGCAGAUAUGGACCUUGUUUUCAUGUCCGAUGCGUACGCUAGUGGCGGCCACGCCAAGUACCACACAAAAUCCUUUCUCCAUCGGUUCAAGGGGCAGUUGGUGAAUCACAAGGUUGCUUGGGAGAACGAGAUCGAGCUCAUCCUUCAUGCCAAGGUGCCGCUUGUCAAGUUUAUCGAGCACAAGACGGGCCUAAAAGUUGAUGUCUCGUUCGAGAACAACACGGGAGUGAACGCCAUCAAGACGUUCAAGGCCUGGAGGGAGCAGUACCCCGGCAUGCCAGCAUUGGUCACGUUGAUAAAGCACUUCCUGCUCAUGCGUGGCCUCAACGAACCCGUCAAUGGAGGGAUUGGGGGUUUCUCGGUCAUCUGCCUGGUGGUGAGUAUGCUGCAGAUGAUGCCCGAGGUUCAGAGCGGCAACCUGGAUACGAGGCACCACCUCGGACAGCUUCUACUCCACUUUUUUGACUUGUAUGGCAACAAGUUCAACUACCAGACGGUUGCCAUCAGCCUGAAUCCGCCUCGCUGGAUCCCAAAGCAUCAAGUGACGGAGUUUGCGUACAAGAACCACGACCGGCUCUCGAUUAUCGACCCGAACAACCCAGCGAACGAUAUCGCUGGUGGGUCCAGCAACACACAAACCAUCCUGGCUCACUUCGCGCAUGCGUACCAACAGCUCACCAAACGCAUGGUCCAACUGGCCCAAGACCCGAAUAGGGCGGGUCAAAGUAUCCUGGAGGUCAUCAUGGCCGGAAACUAUUCCAGCUUCGAGAACCAGCGCAAGUAUCUUGAGAUGUUGUCCCGGGAGGGCUACCGGCCGCCCACAGACAGCCAAGGCAACCGACAAACAAACCGUGGCCGCGGCGACGGCGACCGGGCCAAGAGGAAUCAACCGGCAUCUCAUAGGCUUCCCCAGGGGAGGAACAGUGGAUACCGAAGGAGAUAAGCGACCCGAUCCCUCUUGUCGCGGACCGCCAACGACAGCACUAUCUUCUAAUCUUAUGAGCUUGACGAACGGAACACGGACCAUUGGCGGCGUUA
Molecule: messenger RNA, 2526 nt
Organism: Thermothelomyces thermophilus ATCC 42464
Lineage: Eukaryota; Fungi; Ascomycota; Sordariomycetes; Sordariales; Chaetomiaceae
Exons: 3
Coding region: 113-2431 (772 amino acids)
Biological process (GO): RNA 3'-end processing
Cellular component (GO): TRAMP complex; nucleolus
Molecular function (GO): poly(A) RNA polymerase activity; mRNA binding
Source: RefSeq, a predicted model, not a curated record